AUGUCAUCUUCAAGAUCCUCAGAGAGCAACGUUAAUACCAUGGCCACCAACCCCACCCCCUUCAUUCAUCCACAGCACCAGCUAAUCUUCAUUAAACUCACAGAUUCAAACUACCUGUUAUGGAGGCAACAAACCUACAGUUCUAUUAUUGGGUAUGGUUUGGAAAGCUUCAUUGCUGCAGAUUCCACUCCACCCCCGAGGUUUCUCUCAUCUGGCAGUACAGAUGCACCCUCUCUCAACCCAGAGUUUGCCACAUGGGUAAGACAAGAUCAACUACUCAUGUCUUGGUUACUUUCAUCACUGAGUGAAAACCUUCUUAUAAUGAUGGUUUGCAAGACUAACUCUCAAGAGGUGUGGAGCUCCCUAGAAUCUAACUUCUCUGGGCUCUCAAAAGCAAGACUUAUGCACCACAAGCUGCAGCUUCAAACCCUAAAGAAGGGAUCUAGCAAUAUGAGAGAAUUUCUGGGCAAAGUCAAGGCCUGUUGUGUUGCCCUUGGUGUUUCAGGAGAACCAGUCUCAGAACAAAAUCAGAUCUUAUACAUCCUUGUUGGGCUAGGCACUGAGUACAACCCAGCUGUUGUGGCUGUGACAUCAAGAGUGGAACCCCACUCCCUUAACGAAGUCUAUGCUAUGCUACUCAGCCUUGAAUCUAGGCUAGAUAUCUCCACUCAAACUCUUGUGAACCCAGAUGGCUCCAUACCCAGUUCUAACCUACCUCGAAACAAUUCCUCUACAAACCAGAAAUCCCCUUCACCCUUUCCCACCAACAACAACACUAGAGAAGGGUUUUCCAACCACAGAGGUAGAGGAAGGUCUCCCAACUACAGAGGAAGAGGUGGUAGGGGCUACAAAAACUCAAUGCAAGGCCAUCUUGCCAGCUGUGUGGCCUCAACAAUCAUACAGCAGACAGCCACACAACCAUGGGACUUCACAUCUCAAUGCAUUGGUUACUUCACCUGA
Messenger RNA from Striga hermonthica, 960 nucleotides. Lineage: Eukaryota; Viridiplantae; Streptophyta; Magnoliopsida; Lamiales; Orobanchaceae. The record is from the annotation of a GenBank genome assembly.